Messenger RNA from Coccinella septempunctata (seven-spotted ladybird), 4069 nucleotides. RefSeq names its product dosage compensation regulator (gene mle). Gene Ontology annotation, biological process: positive regulation of transcription by RNA polymerase II; regulation of mRNA processing. NCBI's taxonomy places the organism in Eukaryota, Metazoa, Arthropoda, Insecta, Coleoptera, Coccinellidae. Bases 157 to 3981 code for a protein of 1274 amino acids. The transcript is spliced from 5 exons. Gene Ontology annotation, molecular function: ATP binding; 3'-5' DNA helicase activity; double-stranded RNA binding. Gene Ontology annotation, cellular component: intracellular anatomical structure; nucleolus; ribonucleoprotein complex. The record is from RefSeq and is a predicted model, not a curated record.
GUUCCUCUCUGGUUCAACCUUCUCUUCUGUGACGGUGAUCAAUAAAAAUAAUUAAAAUUCUAUUUAGUGUUUCACCGGCUUAAAUUUGGUGCAACUAGUGUAAAGGUGUAUUUAUCAUCCCUUAUUGCUCACUUUUAAUAUCGGUUAUCGAUCGAUAUGUCGGACAUUAAAUCGUUCCUCCAUCAGUUUUGCCAAAAAAACCAGAAAGAGCCCGUUUUCGAGGUUCGUCCUACUGGUCCCAAACACAGGCAGAGAUUUCUUUGUGAAUUACGAAUAGAUGGUUAUAGUUACGUUGCCGCCGGAAAUUCUACUAAUAAGAAAGAUGCUCAAGUUAACGCAUCCAAGGAUUUCGUUUCUUAUUUGGUUCGUCAAGGGUUCCUGAAUAAAUCCGAUGUACCAAUUGAUCUCGAUGCAGGUUUGCCCCCGUCUGCACCGAGCGAACCUGCUCCUGUUCCUUCUGGACCUUCACAUUCGGUUUUUGGACAAGGGAUGGGUCCAGAGAAUUUUGGUGAAGCAUAUCGUCCUGUGAAUAGAGGAGGAAAUGAUAACUUCCGUCAAGAUGGUAAUUGGCAUUAUAUGGACAGAGCUCAGGAGCAGAAACGCUUAGAGGAAGCUGAAGACCUUGACGUUAAUGCCCAAAUACACGGUAAUUGGACAAUAGAAAAUGCCAAAUCGAAACUUCAUCAAUUUUUACAAAGUAACAAAAUCAACGCAGAUUACAAAUACUCGCAAAUUGGCCAAGAUCAUAACAAAUCCUUUGUCGCUGAAAUGAGUUUCUAUGUAAAACAACUGGGACGAACGAUACAUGGCAGAGAUACUGCGUCAAAUAAACAAUCUGCAAGUAAAAGUUGCGCUUUAUCUAUCGUGAGACAGUUGUUCCAUUUAGGUGUAAUAGAAGCAUAUUCUGGUACACUAAAAAAGGAUAAAGCUGCCAGUGAAAUGACUCCGUUCGAGGUUAAAUUAGAUCCAGCGCUUCGUCAAGAAGUUCAAGAUUGCUUGGACGAAUUGAAAAUCAAAGUUGCUUUUGCACCGUCCAAUCAACCUGUUUCACUACUAUCAGAACAAGUGUUGGAUGAUUUCGUAGCAGCUAAGCCUACCCAAGGGGGCGUUGUACCUUGGAGUCCUCCACAGCAAAAUUGGAACCCAUGGUUGGGCUGCAACAUUGAUGAGGGCCCUUUGGCUUCAACUACACUUGAAAAACUGAGUGAGGACUUAUUGCAGGAUAUGAGAAUGGCACAAAACAAUCAGAAUGUUCAGGAGAGUAUCAAGGGUAGACAGCAGUUGCCUGUUUAUUCUAUGAAAGGGACUAUUAUGGAAGCUAUCAAUGAACAUCCAGUUAUUAUUAUCAGAGGAAAUACAGGGUGUGGUAAAACAACUCAGGUGUGUCAGUUCAUCUUAGAAGAUUACAUAAUGUCAGGUCAGGGGGCGUGGUGUAACAUAGCUGUCACCCAGCCCAGGAGAAUAUCUGCGGUUUCAGUGUCUGAAAGAAUAUCACAGGAGAGAUGCGAGGACCUUGGACAAAGUGUGGGUUAUUCGGUUAGGUUCGAAAGUGUUCUGCCUCGUCCAUACGGUUCCAUCAUGUUUUGCACAGUCGGUGUACUACUCAAGAAGCUAGAGGCAGGACUUCGAGGCGUCAGUCACGUUAUUGUCGAUGAAAUUCACGAAAGGGACGUGAACAGCGACUUUAUAAUGGUCGUUUUGAGGGAUAUGAUUCACACGUAUCCCGAUCUCAGGGUAAUUCUCAUGUCAGCCACAAUCGACACUACACUGUUUUCAAAGUAUUUCAAUAAUUGUCCGGUUAUCGAGGUUCCGGGAAGGGCCUUCCCUGUCAAGCAGUAUUUCUUGGAGGAUUGUAUCGAACUGACCAAAUUCGUGCCACCACUGGAUACCAGGAAGAGGAAGAGUGGGGGAAAUAAAGAUAAGGAUGACGAUGAAGAUGCUGUUCCGGAAGAUGAUGAGAAUUUGAAUAAAGUUAUCGAUGAAGGAUACAGCGAUGCCACCAAAGCCGCUCUAGCAAAAAUAAGCGAAAGGGAGGUCAGUUUUGAACUUCUCGAAGCUCUCCUCAAGUACAUCAAAGCACAGAACAUUCCAGGUGCCGUUCUUGUGUUUUUGCCCGGUUGGAAUCUCAUCUUUGCGAUGAUGAAACAUCUACAAAACCACCCCGUAUUCGGCGGGCCCCAGUACCGCAUCCUACCGUUGCACUCCCAGAUACCGAGGGAGGACCAACGCAAGGUCUUCGAGGACGCGCCCCCCAACAUCACGAAGGUCAUACUGUCGACCAACAUCGCCGAAACCUCCAUAACGAUCAACGACGUCGUGUUCGUCAUCGACAGCUGCAAAUCGAAGAUGAAGAUGUUCACGUCCCACAACAACAUGACCAGCUACGCUACCGUGUGGGCGUCCAGGACCAACCUGGAGCAACGUAAGGGCAGGGCCGGUAGGGUCAGGCCCGGCUUCUGUUUCACCCUCUGCUCCAAGGCCAGACACGCCAAGCUGGACGAGCACAUGACGCCGGAGAUGUUCAGGACGCCCCUGCACGAGCUGGCCUUGAGUAUCAAGUUGUUGAGGUUAGGUUCCAUCGGGCAUUUCUUGAGUAAGGCCAUAGAGCCACCACCAUUGGAUGCUGUGAUCGAGGCCGAGGUCCUGUUGCGUGAAAUGAAGUGCUUGGACGCCAACGACGAGCUGACGCCGUUGGGACGUAUCAUAGCCAAGCUGCCCAUAGAGCCGCGGCUCGGUAAGAUGAUGGUUUUAGGUUGCAUCUUCAUGUGUGGAGCUCCGCUGGCCACUAUGGCGGCCAAUUCUACCACUUUCCCCGAGAUAUUCCAGAUGGAGAUGGGGCAGAGGAGGCUGAGCAACCACCAGAGGGCGCUGGCGGGCGAUAGGCAUUCCGACCACGUGGCCAUGUUGACGGCUUUCGAGCUGUGGGACAGGGCGAGGCAGGGGGGUGAAGAGGCCGAGAUAAGGUUUUGCGAGUACAAAGGUAUUAGCAUGCCCACCAUGAGGGUCACUUGGGAGGCCAAGUAUCAGCUGCAACAGAUCCUACAGAACUGCGGCAUUCCCGAGGAAGCCAUGUCCCCCAUACCGAUGGAAACUGUAGGCCCCGAUCCGAAAUUAGACGUUGUGAUGUCCUUGAUGUGUUACGGUUUAUACCCGAACGUAUGUUAUCACAAGGAGAAAAGGAAGGUGCUCACCACCGAGAGUAAAUCCGCCUUGAUCCACAAAACAUCCGUGAACUGCUCCAACUUGGAGCAGAAGUUCCCCUACCCCUUCUUCGUGUUCGGCGAGAAGAUCCGUACCAAGGCGGUAUCCUGCAAGCAGAUGUCUAUGGUCACCCCCCUCCAUCUACUCCUUUUCGGCUCUAGAAAAGUAGAGUGGGUGGACAAUAUGGUAAGGCUGGACAAUUGGAUCAAUCUGAACAUGAACCCUGAAGAAGCCGCUGAAAUAGUGGCUCUACGACCCGCACUGGAGAGUCUGGUGGUUAGGUCUUCGAAGGAACCUGAAUCCAUCUUGGAGAUGGGUCCGAGCGAUCAGAAGGUGAUCUCGGUCAUCAAGAAACUCUGCGAGCUGAACGCGGGCAGCUACGGCAUCACGAGGGAGGCCAGCGGGGCAGAUUUUCAGAACAGGAGGCCGCCCAGAGGCCACAGUUUGGGGGGUUACAGCGGGCCUUCGCCCAAGUACUCGAGGGGUAGGGGUGGAUUCAGGGGAGCGAGAGGUGGCGGUGGUUACGGCGGAGGAAACGGUUACGGGGGUAGGGGAGGUUACGGCGGUGGUGGGAACAGUUACGGAGGAAGGGGAGGUUUUGGAGGUAGGGGUGGUUACGGUGGUGGAGGUUUUGGGGGCAGAGGAGGUUUUGGUGCCGGAAGGGGAGGUUUUGGUGCCGAAAGGGGAGGUUUUGGUGGCGAAAGGGGAGGUUUUGGUGGCGAAAGGGGAGGUUUUGGUGGCGAAAGGGGAGGUUACGGUGGGUAUGGAGGUGGUUAUUGAGUGUAAAUAUUAAGUUAGUAUUAAUUUGACUGAUGUGAUUUUCAUUUGUGAAAUAUUUUCUGAAAUAAAUGAAGCAUUUUCCUUUUUU